This is a messenger RNA of Cherax quadricarinatus, 1746 nucleotides long. RefSeq lists its product as uncharacterized. Gene Ontology annotation, cellular component: cytoplasm; plasma membrane. The record is from RefSeq and is a predicted model, not a curated record. Gene Ontology annotation, biological process: intracellular protein transport; vesicle-mediated transport. Gene Ontology annotation, molecular function: GTP binding; GTPase activity. NCBI's taxonomy places the organism in Eukaryota, Metazoa, Arthropoda, Malacostraca, Decapoda, Parastacidae.
ACCUGACAUCGUGGCUCGGCUAACGUGGCCAGAAGACCCUGUAUAAAGCACCGGAGUCACUACAAGCAUCAACAGUCGCUUCAGAAGCGUAAAACAGUCUACAUUCACAGCAGUGCAGCUGCUGUGACCAAGGUCCAGGAGAGCAAGUUCAUAGCGCAGUAGAGAAGAGACUUCAGGUAUACAGGAGCAACGUCAACAUGGGUCUCAUCUUAAGCCGUAUUCUAUAUCUCGUCCAGAGCAAGAAACCCUGCAGGAUUCUCAUGGUUGGACUGGACGGUGCAGGGAAGACUACUAUACUCUACAAGCUGAAACUUGGUGAAGUCGUCUCAACCAUUCCAACUAUUGGUUUUAACGUAGAGACGGUUGAUUACAAGAACAUCAGCUUCACUGUGUGGGACGUGGGAGGCCAAGAGAGACUGAGGCCACUGUGGAGGCACUACUUCCAGAACACCUCAGCCAUUAUCUACGUCGUUGACAGUAACGAUCCCCAGCGACUGGCGGAGUCACGCGAGGAGCUAGACAUUAUUCUCAAGAAUGAGGAGGUGUGUGAGUGUCCGCUGCUGGUGCUGGCUAACAAGCAGGACCUGCCCCACGCCGCUACUGUCGACGCUAUUACUCACUCGCUCAACCUCCGUAACCUUACUCGACCCUGGUUCGUGCAGCCCACCUGCGCCGUCAACUCCUCGGGAGUGUACGAGGCACUUGACUGGCUGGCCACUCAACUCUCCUAGGGAUAAGAUAUCAAUCAACUCUCCUAGUGAUGACAAAGUGUCAAUUAACUCUCCUAGAGUUGAUGCUUUCUUAAUAUCAUCCUUUCAAUUAUCAACUUACUCUUACAGUAACCAUGCUGUGUUGGAUAACUGAAAAAGUGGUAACACCUUUUGUCUUGACUCUCUCAACAAAGUUUUAUAUCAUGAUAUUUAUUUAUCUUAAGAGUGGAGGGGCAAACCAGCGGACGGCUUCUCCCUCUCCUGACAAAAGGCUUCACCGAGAGAGUCAACUAAAUAUCCACGGGACCACAAAUUUUAACAUUUCUUCCGAAGCAAAAUAAUACCACCAUGUCUGUAAACCAAAUACAUAAUUUCAACUGGUAAACGGAGAGAAAAUUCAAGAAAAGGUUAGGUUAGGUAAGGUUCGUCAGGAAACAGGACAAGUGUUUCCUGACACGGGUCUUAGGCAGAUAAUGACUCGCCGUUGGAGCUUUUGGUCAUCUGCCCGAGGGCUUCCGCUGGCUUACCGGUCCUUUCUCCCCCCCCCCUUUAAAAAUUAUGGUCAUAGUUAUAACCAUUUUUGUAAGUCCAAGAAAAAAUCCAACAAAGAUUAAAUCCAGCUAAAACUGUUUAGUUUCGGUUACGAUAUUUUUUAUGUUGGAUUCUUUCCGUGGAUUUUUUUGUAGGAAAUUUUAUCCCCCCCCCCCCCUACGGAUUUUUCAGUCUUUUUUUUUUUGUAUUUUCCUAAGAUUCACUGACACAAUUCUUACAACAGUUUCAUAAAAAAGAUAUUAUUGGUAUUACUGUGUAAGAGAGAGUUAAAUCCCUUCAGGGUUGAGCGCUGGACAAUUAUCAAGUCACAAUAAGUUCUGUGGCCAACAAGUAGCAAAUUGUGAUUUAUACAAUGUUCAAGUUAGUUACGGAUCAACGAGUGUUGUUGAGUAGGCUUUACAUUUUUCUUAUACUUGAAAAUGUUUGUGAUAAAUAGGUUGUAACAUUGUAUAUCUCACUAAUAUAAUAAAAACAAAUAAUUGUA